AUGUCUGACGACGAGAAGUACGAUGUGCUCGAGAAGAUCGGCCAGGGCUCUUUUGGCAUCAUCCGAAAGGUCAGGAGACGGUCGGAUGGCUAUGUCCUCUGUCGCAAGGAGAUUAGCUAUUCGAAGAUGUCGCAGAAGGAGAGGGAGCAGCUCCAGGCUGAGCUGUCCAUCCUCAAGGAGCUUCGUCAUCCCAACAUUGUUCAGUACAUUGAUCGCGUCCACCUGAAGACCUCGCACGACCUUCACGUCUACAUGGAAUACUGCGGCAAUGGCGACCUCGGUGCCGUCAUCAAGCGCCUCAAGAGCAAGCGCCAAGUCGCCGAUGAGGAAUUUGUUUGGAGCAUAUUCUCGCAGCUGUGCGCCGCUCUCUACCGCUGCCACUACGGUCAGGAUCCGCCCGACGCUGGCCGCAACGUCCUGGGUCUGGGCAACAACGCCAUCCCUAUCAAGGAGAAGCAGAGGCAUAUCACCAUCCUUCACCGCGACCUCAAGCCUGAAAAUGUUUUCCUCGGCGAGGAUAACUCGGUCAAACUUGGCGAUUUCGGUCUUUCUAAGAUCAUGCAGUCGCACGACUUUGCAUCCACCUACGUUGGCACUCCUUACUACAUGUCGCCCGAAAUCUGCAUGUCGGAGAAAUACACCGCUGCUUCCGAUAUCUGGGCAUUAGGUUGCAUCAUUUACGAGCUUUGCGCUCAAAAACCCCCGUUCGAUGCUAAGACGCAUUUCGACCUCAUCCAGAGGAUCCGCCGCGGCAUCUUCGACCCCAUCCCUGAUUGCUAUUCCCCGGAUCUGAAGAAUGUCAUUGCGACGUGCUUGAAGACCGACUACACCAAGCGGCCCGAGACGGCCCAGCUUCUCAACCUUCCCGUUGUGAAGCUGAUGCGCAAGGAGCAGGAGGUUGUGCAGAUGGGUCAGUUACUGAAGAAGGAGCGCGAUGCGACCAGGCUGCUCGAAAAGGAACUCGGCGAGAAGAUUGCUACGCUGGAAAAGGAAAAGGAUGAUAUGAGGUUGUCCGUCGACAACCAGUUGCGUCGUGAGUGGGAGCUGAAGGCGCGUUUGGAGAUUGACCGCCACAUCAACACCGAAUUGGAGCGCCUCCGGAAGAAUUUCGAGGAGGAGGUCAACAAGCGCGUAGAAGAAGAGGUCGAGCGCCGCAUGCACGUAUGGAAGCUGCAACAGAACGCAGCAACAAUUCCCUCUUCCACGCCUGCGCUGGAGGCAGCCCAGUCCAUCAGCACGCUUGGAGAGCCUUCCGAAUUCCCGUCCCAAACAGAUAUCUCCUCUCUCUCCCUGGAAGAGUCGCCUCCUCGUCCUAUGAAGCCCAGAGCAGCCACUCCUGAGAAGAGACCCGCCAGGUCUGCAUUCCAGCGCGCCCACACCACUGCCUUCAACGAGGUCGCAGCUUCGCCCAUGGAUAUCCAGAUGGCGGAUCCUUCUCCCGUCUCUUUGGCCGGUCUUAGCCUGAGCCCUCGCCGUAACGCACUGAAUGCCGAGCCCAAAACGCGCCGCAACAUCUUCGCCGCGGCCGAGCGCAAGAACCUGUCUGACCCGGCUUCGCCUAUCCGCUGUACUAGCCCUACCGCUGAUGUUGAGGAGAUGGAGGAUGAUGACCUUCCCGCGUUGCCUUCUCCGACGCGUCCCCGUAGCAUCAACGGUGCACGCAAGAGCCCUGAUAACGACCCGUUCAAGGUCCUUGCCGCGAACAACGCUCCCAACCCGGCUACCCAAUUGUUCAGCCGCCGUAACUUGCUGGCCCGUAACGGUCCGGCGCCUAACCGUGGUCCCUCGGUGCCAAACCUCCGCGCGGGUGGUGCUGCCACUAACCGCCCUCGUCCGAAUUCGACGGUCCCUGUGAUCGCCACUUCUCCCGCUCGUAAGCGCACCAAGGUGCCCUCCGCUGGCGAAGUCUCGCCUAUCCGCAAAAACAGCACCGGCAGCAUGGACGUCAGCGACGCCGGCUUUGCGCGCGACACAGCCUCGACUGCUCUGCGCAGCAAGAAGGGCGCCAACACGGCCGCUCUCCUCCGUCAGAAGACUGCCGCCGCCAACAACGCGAACAUCACCUCCAACCUGUCGGGCCGCACGUUGGUCGAGCUCGCCCAGGGCAAGGCGUCGACGGACCGCCGCAGCAGCAGCUCCAGCACCCUCACCAUUGGUGAGCUGAGCGAGAACAUGCCCGUUCGCAAGAACAGCAGUGCGCUUCUGGCGGCUGCCGCCCCGCAGUGGGAUCCGGAGAGCGCCGACGCGCCCAGCCCGUUCAUCAAGAGGAAUACUGGCUUCAGGCUCGCUGUCGGUGGUCUGAGAUAG
This is a messenger RNA of Lasiodiplodia theobromae, 2307 nucleotides long. RefSeq names its product G2-specific protein kinase nima. The transcript has 3 exons. Gene Ontology annotation, biological process: chromosome segregation; protein phosphorylation. The record is from RefSeq and is a predicted model, not a curated record. The coding region runs from base 1 to 2307 and encodes 768 amino acids. NCBI's taxonomy places the organism in Eukaryota, Fungi, Ascomycota, Dothideomycetes, Botryosphaeriales, Botryosphaeriaceae. Gene Ontology annotation, cellular component: centrosome; nucleus; cytoplasm. Gene Ontology annotation, molecular function: protein kinase activity; ATP binding.